AUGGUUUCCGCUGCGAGCCACCCCAGUGUUGCACUCUGCUUUGGCGCCAGUGGCCUAUAUGCUGCCUGCCUUACUGCUGCAGGUUUCGGCCUCAACCAUGGAGCCUGUGCAGGGGCACAAUCUGGCCCACUCAUUGGAUGGCUCUCCGCCAGCCUGGCCGCUGCUGCGAAUGUUCGGGCCCACUUAUGGCCCUGCUGCAGCCUCGGGGUCUUGAGCGCCACCAGGUUCAGUGCUGGUGUGGGCUCCCAGGGCGGUUUUCGGGCUGAGCCGGCCGGCAACAGGAUCUUCCUGCCACUCCGGGGCGCAUGCGCGGCGCAGAAGGGAUUGUCGCCCGACGAAUGCCUUGCCACCGGGGCGCUCUCGGCCGGCGCCGACCCGACGGCGGUAGCGGCGGCUGUGGCGGCGCUUCCGAGCUGCCCGCACUUAGUAAACACGGGCACCCCGGGCUACCCAGCAGCGCCCGGCAGCGCAGGCUCGGCAGAGCAGUGA
Molecule: messenger RNA, 489 nt
Organism: Coccomyxa subellipsoidea C-169
Lineage: Eukaryota; Viridiplantae; Chlorophyta; Trebouxiophyceae; Coccomyxaceae
Exons: 1
Coding region: 1-489 (162 amino acids)
Source: RefSeq, a predicted model, not a curated record